CAUAAUACUGGAAGUAUAUAAACUUCAAAUACUAAAAAAAAUAAGUAAUAAGUAUCAACAAGCGUCUUAGACACAGAGAACUUUCAUCAAUUGAUACUGAUUUUCCAAAAGGCAACGCAAUGAUCAAGUUUAUCGCGACCUGCUCCCUUCUGUUAAUGCUGGUGUCGAUGGUUAUGUCAAGUCCUACUCUAAGUCGUAGUAAAAGGGCCUCGUGUACUAUUUCUGGUACUUCAAUAAGUAACGUGGCAAGCGUGAAAUCGUCAUGCACUAACAUAGUGGUAAAAGACCUGACGGUACCGGCGGGGAAAACCCUAGAUUUGACCAGCCUAAAAUCGGGAACCACUGUGACAUUCCAAGGAACCCUAACAUUCGCCUAUCAUGCCUGGGACGGUCCCCUGGUCUCUAUCGGUGGAAAUAAAGUUAGCGUAAAACGAGCUAGUAAUCACGUCAUCAAUGGUCAAGGUGCCAAAUGGUGGGACGGCAAAGGUAGCAAUGGAGGAGUCAAGAAACCACUCAUGUUCCAAUUAUACAAACUGGACCAUUCUACAGUGGAGAAUCUCUACAUUAAAAAUUCCCCGAGACACACUUUUUCCAUCACAAACUGUAAUAAUCUAACACUUUCUGGAACCACUAUUGACAAUUCCGAUGGUGAUUCGAAUGGUGGGCAUAACACCGACGCCUUUGAUGUAGGUCAAUCCAACUAUGUCUACAUUAAAAACAGCAAAGUCUACAAUCAGGAUGACUGUCUCGCCGUAAACUCCGGAACAAAUUAUUAUUUCACCAACAACUACUGCUCGGGAGGGCACGGUAUAUCAAUAGGAUCGGUGGGAGGACGUAACAGCAAUGAAGUCAAAAACGUCGAAGUUGCCGACUGUACCAUCGUCAAUUCUGAUAAUGGGGUAAGAAUAAAGACAAUUGCUGGAGCUACAGGAGUGGUUUCUGGCAUAACAUACAAAAAUAUAGAACUUAAAAACGUUAAGCAAUACGGCAUAACCAUUAGGGGAGAUUAUCAGAAUAGCGGAGCGACUGGGACUCCCACCACUGGGAUCCCAAUUCGACAAGUGACAUUUUCUAACAUUCAUGGUACUGUCAAGUCAUCAGCAGUCGAUAUUUACGUUAAUAUCGCAAAUGGUGUAGCUUCAAGUUGGUCUUGGAAGGGCAUAAAAAUAACUGGUUCCUCUAAAUCAAACGUAUGUCGCGGAAUACCUUCGACCGUAUCUUGUUAACAUAUUUUAGUCUCUUUUAGUUUUUCCCUUAUGAUAAGAACAAUAAGAUGAAUAAAAAAUUGCAUUCAA
Molecule: messenger RNA, 1295 nt
Organism: Agrilus planipennis (emerald ash borer)
Lineage: Eukaryota; Metazoa; Arthropoda; Insecta; Coleoptera; Buprestidae
Product: polygalacturonase-like
Exons: 2
Coding region: 120-1226 (368 amino acids)
Biological process (GO): pectin catabolic process
Cellular component (GO): extracellular region
Molecular function (GO): polygalacturonase activity
Source: RefSeq, a predicted model, not a curated record